This is a messenger RNA of Arabidopsis lyrata subsp. lyrata, 1684 nucleotides long. Its product is annotated as protein NRT1/ PTR FAMILY 1.3. The transcript has 4 exons. The coding region runs from base 257 to 1684 and encodes 475 amino acids. Gene Ontology annotation, biological process: transmembrane transport. Gene Ontology annotation, cellular component: plasma membrane. Gene Ontology annotation, molecular function: transmembrane transporter activity. The record is from RefSeq and is a predicted model, not a curated record. NCBI's taxonomy places the organism in Eukaryota, Viridiplantae, Streptophyta, Magnoliopsida, Brassicales, Brassicaceae.
GAAAGAAAGCAUAUAUCUCAUUUCAUUUCUAUAAGAUUCAUGCCGCAAACAAACAAAAAAGGAGAGCAAAACUUUGAAAUCUAAUACCUUAAUUUAUGAAGAGAGUCCAGUUAGGUAGGAUAAUAAAAUUUGUUUUAAAUUAAAUAGUCUUAAAAUGAUUUUCUGAUGGCUAAUCUGAUGGCGACAUGGGAACAACAUCGUUAAAUUAAGGCAUAAUAUCAAAACCACCAAGAGCCAAAAACCUAAGAAACUGAAAAUGGAUCAAGAAGCUCUUCUCGUCGGAAGAACUACUUCAAAACGCGGUAUUCCGACCAUUCCUUUCAUUCUAGCAAGUCAGGCGUUGGAGAAACUUGCAUAUUUUGGAUUGGUACCGAAUAUGAUACUCUUCUUGACGGUGGAAUACGGUAUGGGAACAGCCGAAGCGGCCAACAUCCUAUUCCUCUGGUCCGCCGCCACCAAUUUCUUCCCUCUUGUGGGUGCUUUUAUUGCUGAUUCUUACACGGGUCGGUUUCCUCUGAUCGGGUUUGGAUCCUCUAUCAGCCUUAUGGGAAUGGUUUUAUUAUGGCUGACAACACUAAUUCGACCAGAAUGCGAUAAAUUAACGAACGUGUGCCAACCCACCACACUGCUCAAAAGUCUUCUCCUAUAUUCCUUUUUUGCCCUCACCGCCAUUGGCGCCGGCGGAGUCAGGUCCUCCUGCUUAGCCUUCGCCGCUGACCAGCUUCAACCUAAUCAGACAUCACGUGUCGCCAUAUCAGCCCUAGAAACGCUCUUCAACUGGUACUACUUCUCCGUCAUGCUAGCAUGCUUUCUUUCUCAGUCGUUGCUCGUCUUCGUUCAGACAACAUAUGGUUGGAAGAUUGGUUUUGGAGUUUCUGUCGCUGCCAUGGCUCUAUCGGUCGCUUUGUUCUUUGCGGCUUCUCCAUACUAUGUAAGGUUUAAGUGCGAGUCCGGCCUUGUUGCUGGACUUUUCCAGGUUCUCGUUGCUGCUUUUAGAAACCGACACGUUGAUUUGUCAUCGGGGGAGCAUAUUAUAUCGUUCCAUUACGAAAUGGGCUCUUCAUUUUCAAGUCCUAGCCAGAAAUUGAGAUGUUUGAAUAAAGCUUGCGCCACAAGUAAUCCGAAGCAAGACCUAACCCUAGGCGAGUCACGGAAUCCAUGGAAGCUAUGUAGGGUUCAACAAGUAGAAGAUCUUAAAUCUCUCAUCAAUGUCCUACCCAUAUGGUCAACGGGGAUCAUCUUGUCACUUGUCACAGCUUGCCAAGUCUCCUUCAUAGUCCUUCAAGCCAAGGCCAUGGAUCGCCACACCUUUAUUCAGGGUUUUGAGAUUCCCCCAGGCUCUUACGGCAUUUUCUUGGUCAUCUCCUUUGUGCUGUUCCUUGGUCUUUAUGAUCUUGUUAUCGUCCCAUUACUUUCUUGGGCUCUAAGAAGGCCCUUUCGAUUGGGAGUUAUGGCGAGAAUGGGAGCUGGGUAUGUAAUAUCGGUUAUGUGCAUCUCCACUCUUGCGGCUGCGGAGUACGCCAGGAAAAAAAUCGCUGUAAGUAUUCUCAAUCCGGAUUUUUGUUUGGUUUUAUUUCUGGUUUCUCCGUUUUUUGGUUUUUCACUUUUUAUAUGGUUGUUUUUUAUUUAUAAACUAGGUGAUUGCCCGCGCAAAUGCGCGGGAAUAAUGCUGUGUGAAUGGUAA